Messenger RNA from Etheostoma cragini (Arkansas darter), 2926 nucleotides. RefSeq names its product malic enzyme 3, NADP(+)-dependent, mitochondrial (gene me3). Gene Ontology annotation, molecular function: NAD binding; malate dehydrogenase (decarboxylating) (NAD+) activity; malate dehydrogenase (decarboxylating) (NADP+) activity. Gene Ontology annotation, biological process: pyruvate metabolic process; malate metabolic process. The coding region runs from base 132 to 1943 and encodes 603 amino acids. Gene Ontology annotation, cellular component: mitochondrion. The record is from RefSeq and is a predicted model, not a curated record. The transcript is spliced from 15 exons. NCBI's taxonomy places the organism in Eukaryota, Metazoa, Chordata, Actinopteri, Perciformes, Percidae.
AUCGACAUCCGACCCAGGUUCCUGUAUCAGUCAUUGAUAACAUAUCGUUAACGCGAGCACCGGGCUAAAACGACGAAUCCUAUGAAGAUUGAAGUCAGGGGCACAGCAGCUUCAAACCGUUUCCAGGCAGCAUGAACUCCCUCCCAGGAAAAGCCCUUCUGUCUCUGUGCAGGCGCACGGCGGCAGCGGGCGGGAUGAGGGUCUUCGCCGGUUCCCCUGUGCGCGUCUGCCACUCCGGGACGGCUCGCAAGGGCAGCGUCACCACCAAGAAGAGGGGCUACGACAUCACCAGAAACCCGCACCUCAACAAGGGAAUGGCAUUCACCCUGGAGGAGCGCUUACAACUGGGCAUCCACGGCCUGCUGCCCCCCUGCUUCCUCUCCCAGGAUGUGCAAGUGCUGCGUGUCAUGAGGAGCUAUGAAACACGCACCAGUCCUCUAGACAAGUACAUCCUGCUGAUGACGCUGCAGGACAGAAACGAGAAGCUCUUCUACCGUUUGCUGACCUCUAACAUCGAGGAGUUCAUGCCCAUCGUGUACACUCCCACUGUCGGCCUGGCGUGCCAACAGUAUGGACUCACCUUCAGGAGACCACGAGGACUUUUCAUCACCAUUCAUGAUAAAGGCCACAUUGCCACCAUGCUGAACUCCUGGCCUGAAGAAGACAUAAAGGCCAUUGUGGUGACAGACGGGGAGCGUAUCCUCGGCCUGGGUGACCUGGGGGGCUACGGAAUGGGUAUUCCUGUUGGGAAACUGGCGCUGUACACAGCCUGUGGAGGUGUUCGGCCGCAGCAGUGUCUUCCUGUGCUGCUGGACGUUGGCACUGACAACCAGACGCUGCUCAAUGACCCCCUGUACAUUGGACUGAAGCACAAGAGAAUCCGAGGAAAGGAGUAUGACGACCUGGUCGACGAGUUCAUGCAGGCAGUGACAGACAAGUACGGGAUGAACUGUCUGAUACAGUUUGAGGAUUUUGCAAACACCAAUGCUUUUCGCAUCCUCAACAAAUACAGGAAUCGCUACUGCACCUUCAACGACGACAUCCAAGGCACGGCCUCCGUAGCUGUUGCCGGGAUCUUAGCUGCUCUGAAGAUUACCAAGAACAAACUCUUAGACCACACCUUUGUUUUCCAGGGGGCUGGUGAGGCUGCUCUUGGUAUUGCUCAUCUACUCAUGAUGGCCAUGGCAAAACAUGGAUUAAGUAGAGAAGAAGCUGCCAAGAAGAUCUGGUUGGUUGAUUCAAAGGGUCUCAUUGUAAAGGGAAGAGGCCAUCUUAACCAUGAGAAAGAGGAGUUCGCUCACGAUCACCCAUAUGUAAAGACCCUGGAGGAGGUGGUGCACACAAUCAAACCCACCGCGAUCAUAGGAGUGGCUGCUGUCACAGGAGCAUUUACAGAGAAGAUUAUCAAAGACAUGGCAUCCUUCAAUGAGAGGCCGAUCAUCUUUGCCCUGAGUAAUCCCACCAGCAAGGCGGAGUGCACAGCAGAGCAGUGCUACAGCCUCACAGAGGGCCGGGGCAUCUUUGCCAGUGGAAGUCCGUUCAACAAGGUGACGCUGGCUGAUGGACGCACCUUCUACCCCGGCCAGGGAAACAACGCCUAUGUCUUCCCUGGAGUCGCUUUGGGUGUUAUCGCCUGUGGAGUGCGACACAUAUCUGACGACAUCUUCCUCACCACAGCCGAGGCGAUAGCUGACAUGGUAACCGAGGAGAACCUGGCUGAGGGAAGACUUUAUCCUCCUCUCAGCACCAUAAGAGAGGUGUCCUUCAAGAUUGCAGUUAAGAUUGUCAACCAUGCAUACAAAAACAACACUGCUUCGCUGUACCCUGAACCAAAAGACAAGGAGGCAUUUGUGCUGUCUCACAUCUACAGUCCAGAUUACGACUCCUUCACUCUGGACACAUACAGCUGGCCACAGGACGCCAUGACCGUCCAGGACGUGUGAUUUUGACUCUCUCAACUCAAUAUGCUGCCGUGGUGUUGCAUACUAUUUCUGCAUUGCCUCGGUUCAGAAACGUUGCCAAUGAUGCUCUCAUUUUAGCUUUUUAUUUUUUUUCCUUGUUUCUUUCAUUUAUAAAUAUUAAGUCUCAGUGGUCAUUAUAAUUCAAAUGUCACUAUAGUUCUCUAUGACCUCUAAACUGUUGAAAUAUCACUUAUUUUUUUCUUUCCGUGUUGUACUUUAUGUUUUUAAUCAGUUCUCUGUGGCAGAUUGAAGGUCUAACGGAGAAAUAUUUUAUAGCUGCACACACACACAAACAGCAUUAUCAAAUAGCAAAGCACGAUCUCUAUAACUUUGGACUACACUCCUUUUUCUAGAUUUUCCAGAUAAGUUAAGAUGUUGACGUAUUCAGCCCAAACAGUUACUCUAAAGCAGUUAUUUUUUAAAGAAUGAAGCAGAGCUCGUGCAUGCAACAAGAAAGCAUUGGCUCUCAGUAACGCACAACGCUUCCGCUUGUCUUGACACAAAUGACCACAGCACUCAUUUUGAAGCAUAAUAUAACAAUUGAACAAACUUUCAGUGCCUCUUCCUGUGUGACCUCAGGACAUUACUGCUCCAUAUUCUCAGUUAGGCUACAUUGGACUCAAACCCUGUAGGGGCUUCCUCAUAUUUUACACUCCUAUCUAUCUGCGCGCAUUUUAACCUGCAUACACAACUAAAAACACUCCAGAAUCAGCUUGUAUUUCAGUUUCUCCUUCUCUGCCUCCCUUUGGGAAUCAGCUAUUCUCGAUGUGAGGGAUUAAGUGUCACAAUGGCGUACUUUCCCUUUGGAUUUGUACAAAACUCUCUGUUGUGUUUUUCCAAAGUUCCGGAUGAGCUGUAUCUUUUACUCCUAGAAAACAUGAUGCUCUGCAAACUUUAGCACCAACAGAUAUGCUUGAAGUUUUUAAUGGGAAUAUCAAACUUUUUAAAUAAAAUUGUCAACAAAA